AUGCCUCUCUCGAAGUACCUUAUACGGAACGAGUACAGCUUGGCGGAUCCCGAGCUGUACCGCGCCGCCGAUAAAGAUGAUCCCGAAGCUCUUCUCGAAGCUGUCGCCAUGGCUGGGCUCGUCGGACUGUUGCGCCAGCUCGGCGACCUCGCUGAGUUUGCUGCUGAGAUCUUCCAUGAUUUACAUGAAGAAGUAAUGGCUACCGCUGCAAGAGGCCAUAGUCUUACGGCUCGUGUUAAACAACUUGAGGCUGAAGUUCCUUCACUUGAAAAGGCCUUUUUCUCUCAAACUCACCAUUCAUCAUUUUUUACUAAUGGAGGGAUUGAUUGGCAUUCCAAUCUUCAGUCUGAACAAAACCUUGUUACUGGUGGAAACCUACCUCGAUUGAUAAUGGAUUCCUAUGAAGAAUGCCGCGGUCCCCCAAGACUGUUCCUUCUGGAUAAGUUUGAUGUGGCUGGGGCUGGGGCAUGUCUGAAGCGUUAUACUGAUCCGUCAUUCUUUAGAAUGGAGUCAGCUUCAUCUGUAAGAGCCACUGUACAAGUCCAAAGAGAAAGAAGAAUUCGUAAAGUCAAGCAGAAGAAAGGAGCACGGCUAAGGGACGGUGAAGCUCCUAAUGCUGUACCAACACAUUCAAAAUUACAUCAGCUGCUUCUUGAGGAACGUAUUGAGAAUGGUUAUAGUAAUCCAGCGCGCCUAGUGAAGUUGAAGAAAAGACAAUUGAAUGGACCUGCUGUUGAUGCAAAAUCUGGGAAAAGUUACAUGGAGAAAUUUCUAGAAACUCCCUCGCCUGAUCCAAAAAUGAUUUAUGAAACUUCAAUCUUUCCACUGCCUGUGAAACCGGCAUCGGAUGAUUCUAGCGAAACAGGGAUUAAAGUUCUUGAAAUCAGUAGCAUUAAAAAGUCAUUUGGAGAUGAAAACUCUUGUUCACCCCCUUAUGAGCAGGAAUUUCAACUUAACCAAUUUCCAGAAGAGGUUGGUGAGGCAAAUGGAGAUCUUGUGAUGGUGAAAGAACAAAUCGCAGUGGGUGUAAGAGAUGGAAUGUCUUUUAAUGAUGUCAAGGUGUCUGAUGAAGCAGAAUUGGCAAUCAAUGAACAAAAGAGAAUAGAAGGCAUCUUAGAAAGGUACAAUUCUGAUGAUGUGACCAGUGAGGUUGACAACUACAUGGAUGCUUUAACUACCAUGGAGUCAGAAUUGGAAACAGACGAUGAGUAUAAACCUAAGAAAAGCUUCUUGAAUAUUAAAAAGGCAACAUAUAUCAAUAAUAAAGAACAUCAACUACAAGCUCGAGUGUCAGAUUCUCAAUCAUUUGGAGGCUCUUCAACAUCUGAUGACAUUAGCUCAUUCAAACAAGAGACAAAUGAGGAAGAUAUUGAAGUGAGAGCUCGGUUAUCAAAUUCUCACUCAACUGGAACCUCCUCGACAUCAGACAAUAAUAGCUCAUUCAGAGGAGAUGAAGACGAGCAUGUGGAACUGCAAGCUCACUUUUCAGAUUCUCAAUCUACUGGAAAAUCCUCUAAGUCAAAUGUAAAUAGGUCUUCCAUGAAAGAUAAAUCUUAUUUACCUCACUAUGAUUCAUUGAGCACUGUGGUUGAAAAUGUACAAUCAGAACCUAUUUUAUUCUCAACUACUAAAUAUCAUGAAGCAGAGAUUGAAGGCUUGCCAUCCAACCAGCUUCCAGAAAUUGUUGAGUUUCAAAAUACAGAUAAUAGAAAGUUUGUCAUGUGUGAUGAUGCCAAUGUUCAUGAAGAAGGGGUUUCUGACUCUCGGCAAACAAAUUCUAAGCUGUUGACUUCAGGAAAGAUGUUGUGUUCUGAUCUUGAACCUACCAAACCAGUGACGCUACCUGCAGUGAUUCAGUCAGAUGAAAGCAUGCCAUCCAACCAGCUUCCAGAAAUUGUUGAGUUUCAAAAUACAGAUAAUAGAAAGUUUGUCAUGUGUGAUGAUGCCCAUGUUCACGAAGAAGGGGUUUCUGACUCUCGGCAAACAAAUUCUGAGCUGUUGACUUCAGGAAAGAUGUUGUGUUCUGAUCUUGAACCUACCAAACCAGUGACGCUACCUGCAGUGAUUCAGUCAGAUGAAAGUGUUUCUGACAAUGUUGAGCUUAAUAGAUUAGGAAAUGGUGCAGACAGAUCAGGUCUUGUUGAAUCUGUUGCUUCCAAACCUUCUUCUCCCUCCCUUAUAAAAGAUGAUACGGUCCCUGUGUACUCUUCUGACAAAAUUUCAUCGGACAACUUGGUUGAUGAUUCCCUUUGUAAUGAUUCACAAGAAGGUUCCCUUUGUCCAUCCAUCAAAGAAUUAGGCUUGAAUUUAGGUGAUGAAAUAAAUGGAUUCAGCAGCAGUAUUGAUCCAGUUGAAGGUGAUGGUCAUAUUGAAAAUCCUUCUUCUUAUAAUCAUGUGAUGGUAAAUGGUGCGAUCACUGAGUCAAAAGAUCAACCCAUUCCUUCUGUUGAUAGUGCUGAAAAUGAUGCGGGUAUCAUUACUUGUCCAGCUUCAAGUAUGAUUAGUUCUCCUUCAAGAAGCCUUUCAAAUCCGCGAGAACUAGUCCACGCUUCUUCAGACUCUUAUCCAAUGGAAUCCAAUGAAGUGGAAUUGACUCAAAUUUCAUCGGACUCAAAUACAGAGACGAUCGAGAGUCAAUUGGCACCAUUGCCAGAUACAACUAAUAUUUUAUAUUCUCCAAUGAGUAAUCUCACAAAAUUAGAAGAAUCUGUUUCUGCUUUUGCAGAUCUAAAUGAGAAAGAGACAGAAGACCAUGAGGUAGUUGCUAGAGAAUCUUUGACAGCACUAGAGGGACAGAAGGCAGCGGGUCAUCCAGAACUUGUUUCUUCAGAUGUACAAAUGAACCUCAACAAAUUGGUGCCUUGUGAUGAUCUUCCAGAUUUGGGAAAUAAUAUUGAAAAAUCUCCUCCUAGGAAGAAAAUCCUACAGAGUGUUUUCCAGGAUGAUGCGAAAGUGGUGCCUGGAUUUUCUGGGUUUGACACCCGGCAGUCAGAAUCUACUAGUUAUGGCCAGAAUGAUCUUAUACAGAAUGACACAAAUAGUUUUUCAUCUACACCUGAUAACAAGUUGGAGUUUGAAACUUAUUUUGAGCCACACUUACAAUGUCAACUUGAUGAACAGGAUGGAGAGUUUCCACUCAAUUAUGAGGAAAACUUUGGCUCUGAGAAAUCUCAAUCUCAGCAGAUGCAUAUAAAUCAAAUGAAGCAAGAAGGCACUCAUGCUACUUCUGAAUCUGUCUCAGAAACCCCUGCAGAUGAAUCACCGUCAUUUUGUUCUUCACCACAAUCAUCUGGCCUGGAAAUUAACCCUACACAAUAUGUCACAGAUCCAUUGAAGCCUCUUCUCCCUGACCACUUUCCUAAGGAAACUGAAAACAAACUUGAUGGGAUGCCACCUAUGCCUCCUCUACCUCCUAUGCAAUGGAGAAUGAGCAAGGUUCCACAUGCUUCCCUAGAUUCAAACAGAGAGGAGUUAGAAGUGGAUCCGUCUCCAGUUCAACGAAUGCAGCCAGUUAUGCCCGAUACGAAGUCUCAAUUUGGUUUUACAGCUUCUGAUGGAAAUACCCUAUUUCAUCAGAAUCCAUUUUUGCCAAUCAUGGCUUUGGAAAGUGAUAAGCUCCAACAUUCUUCUGCCGUAAGUGUUUCAGGGCAUCCAGUUGCUUUACCUAUUCAGUUUCCUAUUGUGGUUAAUGAAGCAAAUGGUCAGUAUGGUCAGUAUAAUUACCUAGUGCUGGACAUAAACCAGAUUCAGAACCCUGUAUUAACGCUGCCCGUGGUACCUACGAGCAUGCAUCCACCACUUGGUUACAUUGUUGCUUCUGAUGGAGAAAUGGUACAUACUUCAAAUCCUUACGCACCAAUACUACCUGCUGCUUAUACUGCAUCUGGACAUGAUUCCUCAUCUCCACAAAUGGAACCAUUUCAGCGUCCAACUCAAGUAAUGACAGAGAGCAGUGCAGAUGAUAAAACCCUUGAACAGCCUAUGCAUAAUGUAGUGUGUAGUGAUGGGCCUCCAAACAGUCAUGUUAUUGCUUCAGAUGGAGAUAUGGUACAUAAUUCAAACCCACUCCUUUCACUACCACCUGUCGAAUGUGCUAACUCAGAACAUGAUUCCAUCUCUCCUAUAGAAAACAUGAGUGAAUCUCCUAGUCAAUUAAUGACAGAGACUAGUUCAGAUGAUACAACACUUCUGAAUCCUAUGAGUAAUGUUAUAUCUAUGGACCGUCACAUUGUCAUUUCUGAAGAAGAAAUUGUUCAAAAUAUUAACCCAGGCCCUCCUAUACUAUCAGCUGAAUCUGCUGUUUCUGAACAUGAUUCCAUCUCUCCGCAAGAAAAACUAACUGAACCUCCAAGUCAGUUACUGAAGGAGACUAAUUUGGAAGUUAAAACACCUAAUCAUUCUGUAAGUAAUGUAGAAGGGGAACAAGGACGGUUGGGUAUUUCACUCACGUUGCCACCAAACAUGGAAAGUGUAGAGCUAGAUCAGAGUUUCCGGCUCUUUGAGGGGGAAAUGUUGUCCUUGGGUCCAUCUGCUCAAACAUCAGAUUUUGAGAGUGAAAGGACAAAUGUAAAACCCAAGCAUAAGAUUCCUCGUCCUCGGAAUCCUCUAAUUGAUGCUGUUGCUGCUCAUGACAAAAGCAAGCUUAGGAGGGCUACUGAACGGGUUAUGCCUCAAAUAGCACCAAAGGUAGAUGAAAGAGAUUCAUGGUUAGAACAGAUAAGAACAAAGUCUUUCAACUUGAAACCUGCUGUGGCUAAACGACCUAGCAUUCAAGGUCCAAAAACAAAUAUGAAGCUUGCUGCCAUCUUGGAGAAAGCUAAUUCAAUUCGCCAGGCUUUGGCUGGAAGUGAUGAAGAUGAUGAUGAUGAUAGUUGGAGCGAUUCUUGA
Molecule: messenger RNA, 4887 nt
Organism: Vicia faba (fava bean)
Lineage: Eukaryota; Viridiplantae; Streptophyta; Magnoliopsida; Fabales; Fabaceae
Source: the annotation of a GenBank genome assembly